CCUGCGCUGUUGUUUUUGUGCGUAUUGGAUACGCAGUGUUUGGAACCGCGCGAUGACGUGUGGAAAAGGCUUGCUCAUAACUCAGAGAAAGUUAGGGAGAUGGAUGAUUUCGAUGAGGACACGCGCACGAAUUGCGAUGCAGUAGCACAAAUUUCUUGGGGUGGAUAUUUUGUUUGCGGUAUGAUUGUUGGCUUUCUCUUGGGCACCGCUGGCGGCAUUAUUCUGGGUUUCGUCUGCUGGAGGAUACGAGUACACAAAGACCCUGCAAAAACAUAG
Gongylonema pulchrum is the source of this 276-nucleotide messenger RNA. NCBI's taxonomy places the organism in Eukaryota, Metazoa, Nematoda, Chromadorea, Rhabditida, Gongylonematidae. The record is from the annotation of a GenBank genome assembly.